This is a messenger RNA of Strongylocentrotus purpuratus (purple sea urchin), 2538 nucleotides long. RefSeq lists its product as uncharacterized. The transcript is spliced from 3 exons. Lineage: Eukaryota; Metazoa; Echinodermata; Echinoidea; Camarodonta; Strongylocentrotidae. The record is from RefSeq and is a predicted model, not a curated record. Bases 1 to 1338 code for a protein of 445 amino acids.
AUGAAGUGUUGUAUGCAUGUCGUAUGUGCUCCGCAGCAGUCAAAUUUGACGGCUUUUUCUCUCUGUUCUUGGGUAAAAUUUCGAGAAUGUGCUGAGAGAUGGAAACGUCUAUCUAGCGGUUAUUCAGAUAAGGCUAAGAAGUUUUGGUCAGCUCUUGAUCUAGCUGAAAACCAGACUCUGAACAAAUUUAAUGACAUCAAGUUGCGAUAUGGCUACCACCGCAAAUGCUACCAGCGAUUCACCGAUGUUUCGUUGCUGACAGCAGCCGAAACAUUGCUACAACAGCAGCAAGCCUCUAGUUCUACUUCUGCCCAAUCUCUCCAAAGUUCCAGUCGAGAUGAAGAAGAAGGUGACCAACAAGAGGCCACAGAAGAACCACCAGCAAAGCGUCUCCAGGUGCCAGAGUUACCGAGGGAAUGCUGCCUAUGCCACUCAAACCGAUAUUGCCGGGAAAGGCUUUCAGGCAAGAGGAUGAGAGAGAGACUUGUCGCCUGUCAGAAGCUAGAAACCAGCAGUUUAUUAAAGAAGGCAGCAAAGAUGACUGGUAAUCGAGCAUUAUUUCUCCAGAUCCAGGGCAAGGACUUAGUUGCAUCUAAGGCCCACUACCAUGCCACCUGUUACAGGGAAGCAACUAGAAUCUUCAGAAAAAGACCCAGAGAGGAGGAGAACCCAGAAGAAGCUGCAUAUCACAUCAGUUAUGAAGUAUUUUGUAGAGAUGUAAUUGACGGGAGGAUAAUUGACAAGAAAGAAAUCCUUAGAAUGACAACAUUAUCAGUGAUGUUUGUUCAGUGUGUACAGAAAAAUCAGGGAUUAGAUGCUUCUUCCUACAGACCAGACACUCUAAAGAAGAGGUUGCGAAAGUCAUACCCUCAACUGCAGUUUGUCAAAGCGUAUCUCAGCCUGGAGAGUGAGCUGGUGAUGGUUCACACCAUUCCAGUACCGGAUAUCAAAGACUCUUCUAAAGUGCAAGAGAUAUUCACCUCAAGCGAAAGUGAAGAUAUGGACACUGAAAAUGAGACGAAUUUGAGUGCAACUCCAUCAGCACAUAAACUACAUGUAGGGGAUAUGUAUUUCACAGCACGCAGCCUGAGGGAGGAGUGCAUGGCUGUUGAUGCAUCCCAAACAUGGCCACCAACCGGAAGGGAUUUGUCUCUAAAUGUUGCUAGGGACAAAGUACCAGUUAGGAUAUAUAACUUCAUAGCAUGGAUGAUCGGAGCCUCAGAUGAGCCAGUUGGGGACAGGCGAGUUAAUGUACUGGACCACUUUGACAGACGGAUCCUGUCCUUGGCACAAGAUAUCAUCUGUGCUACAAAACAAGCAAAGAAGCACCUACCAUAACAGUCAGUGUGCCCUGGCGAUGACAGUACGAGUACGACACACCACUGGCUCUGCAAAACUCAUCAAUCUACUCAAUGGCUAUAGACACACAACCUCACACAGGUCAGUCCUAGAACAUGACACAGCUCUAGCUGAGAGCGAGAUUAAAGCCUAUCCGCACUAGUUUGGCGUGGUCACUUACAGGUGGUUAUCUCAUCAAAUCAGCUCUCAAUUAACGUUAAAAAAGGGGACCAUGGGGGACCAACGGGUACCACUUAGGUAUUGUUUGCUAUAUAGAGGCGCAAGUAGCUACAAGUAGUGCAGUCCCACUUUAAGAAAUCAUCACUUGUUCUACAUAACAUUCAUAAGAGUGGGUACCGCUUAGGCAUUGUUUGCUAAAUAGAGGGCGCAAGUAGCUACAAGUAGUGCAAACCCGCUUUAAGAAAUCAUCACUCGUUUCCACAUAACAUUCAUAAGAUCAAAUUUACUACUGUUGUGUGGGAUAACAUUGACUUUGGCGAAGAUACGCUCUCGGGCAAAGGGACCAUGCACGGAACAAACGGCUUCAUCGUGUAGAAGUCAGUUGACGACAAUGCCGACGCUCGCCCUCGACCUACAGGUACAUGAACUAUGGAGAAGACAAGGUAGCGAUCCUUGCAACCCCCAUUCCCUAACCUAGCAACACAUUAUGGAGGACAGAGAGGGGGGGGGGGGGGGAGUGUCAUCAUUUGGUGAUAAUCUGGGAAUCCAGGAUUACCAAAGAGUGUAGAGUUAUUGAAAUAUGCUAAGAAGUAAAUACAGUAAAACCUGCUUUAGUGACCACCUGUCUUCAAAGACCACAUUUGUUGUUUCCCUUGAAAAUAGCUUCUCAUUGAAACAUGUACUAAAGGAACCUGUCUACAAAGACCACUUGUUGUGUUUCCCUUGGGCGGUCGCUAUAAACAGGUUUGACUGUAUCAUGUUGUGUCGUUUAGUAAAUGAUAUCAAGCAUUUAAUUUUUUACAAUCGAGGGUUUUGUUUUCAUGUGCAAAUUAUCGUAUUGUGACAUAAAGAAAUUCCCUCUUUGUUAUAAUUGGAACUGCAACCAAUUAUUUGUGUGUACAUAUAGAUUUAUAUGGACAUGAUCUCGAUACCCAUAUUUUGUUCAUAUUGACGAUGUUUCAUAAUGUAAGUACAAUAAUAUGUACGUAAUGUAAUAAAUAUUUGUUUACAUGAACCAAU